UGGAUAAUCUCGCGAGACUAGCCAGCUAACAGGGGACGUUAGCUCCGCAGGUUCAUCGGAGCGUCUGAAUUUGGCCACAAAGCAAAUUGAGUCGAUGCUAUUUUUAAAAACAGAAGACGGAGAUGACGAUGUAGUCGUUGGCUGCUUGUUCUCAUUCAUUCCCGCGUGUUAACUCCGUGCGUGCGUUUUGUUUUGUUUCGCGUUAUUCUCUGUUUGCAUCGCCGCACCCAUCGUAUUCAGUUUCCAUUGUGGGCUAGCUUAGCUCGAGAACUGCUGGCGGCUAACGCUGGCUGCGGAGCCGGGCAGCAGGUGUAACGGUAUUUGAACGCAACACGGUCGCCAGCUAAAACAACACGCGUAGCUCAACCCUCGGAUUUAACUCACAUUAGCUGUUAUUGCUAAUUCAGACGAGCUCUCGUUUUUUGAAUCCACCAGACUUGUAGCGCAGUUAUUACAGAACCGGGCAGCGCGCACGACAGGUGAUCAUGACGGGCGAGAAGAUCCGCGCCCUGCGCAAGGACCACAACAACAAGCCCAACAAGAACGAGGAGAGGAGGGACGCGCACGACGAAACCUCACACGACACCAUCCCCAACGGCACCAGCAACCUGUUCAAGUCCAACCGGGCUUUCCAGAAGUCCGUGAAGUCCUCCGCGCUGCAGCAGCAGCUCAAUGCGAACAACCUCAACGGCAACGUGUCGCCCGGCGGCACCGUGGUCAACGACAACAACAAGAACCCCAUCAUCCUCACCAAAGAGGAGCUGGAGUUCCCUGUGCACGAGUGCGUGUUCAAGGCGGACGUGCGUCGACUCUCCUCUCUCAUCCGGACCCACAGCAUCUCUCAGAAGGACGUGCACGGGAACACACCUCUGCACCUGGCUCUGAUGCUGGGCCACAAAGAGUGUGCCCUCCUGCUGCUGGCCCACAAUGCACCUGUAAAGAUAAAGAACGCACAGGGAUGGAGUCCUCUGGCAGAAGCCAUCAGCUAUGGUGACAGGCAAAUGAUCACUGCAAUACUGCGCAAGUUGAAACAGCAGUCCAGGGAGACUGUGGAGGACAAGAGGCCGAAACUACUGAAAGCCCUGAGGGAGCUUGGAGACUUUUAUCUGGAGCUGCACUGGGAUUUUCAGAGCUGGGUGCCUCUGUUGUCCCGGAUGCUGCCGUCUGAUGCUUGUAAAAUCUACAAGCAGGGCAUCAACAUAAGACUCGACACCACUCUCAUCGACUUCAACGAUAUGAAAUGUCAGCGUGGAGAUCUUAGCUUCAUCUUCAACGGCGACGCGGCCCCCGCCCAGUCCUUUGUGGUUCUGGACAACGAGGCCAAAGUGUACCAAAGAAUACACCACGAGGAGUCGGAGAUGGAGACUGAAGAAGAGGUGGACAUUCUGAUGAGCAGCGACGUCUACUCAGCGACUCUGUCAACCAAGUCCAUCAGUUUCUCCCGCAGUCAGAUUGGCUGGCUCUUCAGGGAGGAUAAAACGGAGAGAGUUGGAAACUUCGAAGCCGACUUCUAUUCGGUAAACGGUCUGGUGCUGGAGUCCAGGAAGCGGCGGGAGCACCUCAGUGAGGAGGACAUCCUGAGGAACAAAGCCAUCAUGGAGAGCUUAAGUAAAGGAGGUAGCAUCAGUGAACAGAACUUUGAGCCUGCGAGGAGGCAGUCGCUCACAGCUCCAGCCCCAAACACUCUUUCCUGGGAAGAGUACAUCACAGCAGAGCACGGAAAGCCACCUCAUCUUGGGAGAGAGCUUAUGUGCAAGGAAAGCAAGAAGAACUUCAAAGCUUCUGUAGCCAUGAGCCAGGAAUUCCCUCUGGGCAUCGAGUCGUUACUAAACGUGUUGGAGGUCAUCGCCCCGUUCAAGCACUUCAACAAACUCCGAGAGUUUGUUCAGAUGAAACUUCCGCCUGGGUUUCCAGUCAAACUUGACAUCCCCGUCUUCCCCACGAUCACAGCCACUGUCACCUUUCAGGAAUUUCGCUACGACAAAUUCGAAGAGUCAAUCUUCACUAUCCCCACUCAGUUCAAGGAGGAUCCCAGUCGCUUCCCAGACCUCUGACCAGUACAGCCCCACUGACACGAACAGGAAGUGACCAGCGAGUAAAUAUGUUUGAAGGAAGUGGGAAACACAAAAAGAGGGAUUCCUGUGUUGUUGAGCUGGUCUUAUUGUUAAGUUACUGUCAUCUGCUACUUAGUCAUUUUUUGUCGAUGGAUCCAAAGCAAACCGAUGCAAGCAGAUGUUGCAGAGCGCCGUCUCACGUGUGAUUCAAAAAGGCGUAACAGCGGUCGUUCUAGCUUUCAUUGUACUCGCUGUUCCAUCUGCUGCUCAGCGCCGCUGCCGUCUGCUGUGAACAUGGUCAGAGAACCGGACUCCUCAUCGCCAUCACUCCAACAUCUAGUGUAGCUCAUGUUUCAUAUCCACGGACUCAAUUCUCAUUUAUGACACUGCACUGACACGGUCAUCUGUAAAUACUACACGCCUCAUCAGAGAGAAUCAAAAGUAUAGCUAUAACCUCAAACUGAGCUUAAUAUUGAUUUAAAUAAUAUGGAUUAUACAUACGAGUGUAUAUAUAUAUAAAAAAAAAAUAGAUAGAUAGAAACUCAAAGGAGUUACACUGUGUAGCAAUACGUUUCCAGUACAUACGAAUGUUUUGAACCAGCUGGGAGAAGGUUUAGCAUUAAAAAAAGAAACCACAUUCUUUACAGUUCAGUAUCCAAGCCUUUUCUCCCUGCGCAGGACGCAACCUCCUGUGUUUUCAGGUUCGCUCAUGUUACCUCUCGGUUGUCUCCAUGUGCGUCGUGUUCGUAUGAAUCCUGUGCUCAAGCGUGAAUGGAUUAUUGUGCUGUAUCAAAAGUUCUUGUGUGUGCGUUUGUGUGCGGGGAGGAAAUCCAGAUGGGAUAUCAGGUCAAACUGUUCUUUGUUUGUUACAGCACUGAUAUUAAGUAUAUUUAAGGCAUGCUAAUGGCUGUGUCGGCCGACUGGAUCACAUGCAUCUUUAAGAUAUAUUCCCUGAUCGUUUCUUAUAUUACCUGCAGACUUCUUGGUAUUUAGAUAAAAGAACAAUUGUAACACUAACACUUUGAAACACCUUUUAGUGCUUAUAAAAUCUCUCCUUGAUGGUCGUCUAUAAUUUAUUUUGUGUUUGUUUGUUUUAAACCCAAGGAGAGUAAACCAAGCUGUGAAGUUGAUAUUGCUGGAUAUCCCAAAAAUGCCCAGAUGGGAAAGAAUCUGAUCCACUGAGUUGUCUCUGGCUUCAGCUAAUAUGUACUGCAACCAUACCUACUUCACUUCCCUUUUAAAUAAAGCACCAGCAUCAUGUUUCAACUGA
Molecule: messenger RNA, 3324 nt
Organism: Pleuronectes platessa (European plaice)
Lineage: Eukaryota; Metazoa; Chordata; Actinopteri; Pleuronectiformes; Pleuronectidae
Product: ankyrin repeat domain-containing protein 13C
Exons: 13
Coding region: 486-2054 (522 amino acids)
Cellular component (GO): cytoplasm
Molecular function (GO): protein binding
Source: RefSeq, a predicted model, not a curated record